Alligator mississippiensis (American alligator) is the source of this 1016-nucleotide messenger RNA. Its product is annotated as cytochrome c oxidase assembly factor 3 homolog, mitochondrial. The record is from RefSeq and is a predicted model, not a curated record. Gene Ontology annotation, cellular component: mitochondrial inner membrane. Bases 82 to 501 code for a protein of 139 amino acids. The transcript is spliced from 3 exons. Gene Ontology annotation, biological process: mitochondrial respiratory chain complex IV assembly. Lineage: Eukaryota; Metazoa; Chordata; Crocodylia; Alligatoridae.
CGGGGCCGGCCUGGGCCAUCCCCACAGCUCGCAGGGCUGCCACAGUCCACCCCCAGUCUCGGCGCUUCUCCUGGUCACGUGAUGUGGUGGGGACGACGCCCGGCACGGGUGACGUCACGCCGGUCCCGUGCGGAUGUGACGUUUCCGGCCGCCCGCCCGCGCGCCCCACUUCCGCGGCGGAAGAAGCGGGUGCGCAGCAUGGAGACGCCGCCGGGUCCGCGCGAGGAGGUGGUGUCGAAGCGGAUCGACCCCGCGCGGGACCCGGACCUCAGCGUCGAGCAGCGCCGCAUCAUCCAAAGCCUGGAGUACGCGCAGCAGCAGCGCGCCAUGCAGCGCCGGCUCCGCGGCCGCAACGCGCUGCUGGCGCUCGGCAUCGGCUCCAUCACGCUUGGCAUCUACGCCUACACCUUCUACUCGGUGUCCCAGGAGCGGUUCCUCGACGACCUGGAGGAGGAGGCGGUGGCGGCCCGCGCCCGGGCGGCCAAGAGCGCGACCAGCUGACCCGGCUCGUGACGGCCCGUGCGCCGCCCCCCCCCCCGCGGCGCACUGACCCGGAGCGAGCGGCCCGUCCCCCCAGGCCACUUGGGCAGCAGGCAGGGAUUUCCCUUAUGGCCAUUCACCUGCGGUGGUACCUGGGGGGUAUUUGUGGGGACAGUUUCAGCAACCUACUUCCCUAAGAGGUUUAUGUUGUUAGAGGGAAAAUUCACAGGUCAGUCAUUCAUUUUUAUCAUCUCACUGAAUCCAACAUGCGCACCAAAGGCUGGCUGGACGUGUGGAUACUAGUUAGUGGCACAGAGCUGUCCUUGUCCUACUCCUUCUCUCUCCUCCAGCCCAUGCACAAACCAGGCAACAGAAGCUGACAUUUGUCUUUCAUCCAUCUUUGGCAGGAAAGGGGGAGAACAGGAAUGUAUUUUUCCAGAAGGAAGGACAGUUUGCUUUCGGAUGCCCCUGUGGCCACUCUUGCUCUGCUGCUGGAGUUGUGCGGUCUUUGAGCAAUAAAAGACUGCUGCCCCUUU